AUGCCGUUAUGCUCCUGGACCACCGGGCCCUCCAAGUCCGUGCGAUAGAAGUCAUCCCUGCGGACGCUAAAGUCCUGAUAUCAUAUAUUGACAACACAGUGCCUCGCGAAUGCUGCCAGCUGGCACUGUCGGAAAGGAACUUCGCCUGCGCCUACUCGCCCUGCAAUUGCCCUGCCAACCCCGCGGGCCGGUUCCUCUGUGCCUGGUGGGGGGUUGGAAUACCAUCGCGCGAAGCGGUACAUUGCAAUAAACGUUGCACGAGCAUUCCUCGUGACUGCAGAUGUGGAGGUACUCGAGCAGACAGCCUGGUCCGCGCUCGGCUCGGAUAAGAGUAAAGCAAUAAUCUCCAGCUUGAGGCACCUGCACAAUUCGCCUAUAUGGCCAUUAUCCCGGCAGCCCUUGGCCGCUCUACGCCUAGCGCUCGUGCGGAGUGAAUAUAUCCCGCCCAGAAAUUUGGAACGGGCUCUACUGCACCAUUUACUGGUCUACUGA
Tuber aestivum (summer truffle) is the source of this 492-nucleotide messenger RNA. NCBI's taxonomy places the organism in Eukaryota, Fungi, Ascomycota, Pezizomycetes, Pezizales, Tuberaceae. The record is from the annotation of a GenBank genome assembly.